AUGCCGAAUGACACGAGAUAUUAUUACGACGUGAUAAACACCAAGUGGUGGUAUUUUGAUACCCUCUCCGGGGGGUGGAGAGAAUGCGAAGAAGAGGCAGCAACAGAGGAGGCCGCAGAGUACGCAGCAGAGUACGCAGCAGAGUACGCAGCAGAGGAAGAGGUAACUGCAGAAAGUGCCAAAAAUUGUGAGGAAAAGAAAAGCCAUAAAUAUCAUGGUUACAGAAAUGUGGACAAGUGGAACGAACGAAAUUACAAGAAUCACCCCCAACAUGUUAUGAACGGAAGAGUCGAAACAAAAAAGGGAAAACGGUCGGAAAACAAACUCCAUAAUUAUGCAUGUACACCAAGAAAAACCUCAAAAGCGAAUUCGGAAAGUUCCAACGCGGCCAGCAACACUAAGCACUACUCCUUUAAGAGCAACGCAAAACAGCAUAAGCAUGGGAAUCUUCUGGAGCAUAAUGAGACGUAUGACUACUCGUAUGAGGAUGACGGGCAUGGAAAAUACCCAAAUGGUGAUGCGGAGGAAAAUAGCUACGGUGAAAGCGGUGAACACUACGGUGAAAGCGGCGAACACUACGGUGAAAGCGGCGGACACUACGAUGAAAGCGGUAGGCACUACGACGAAAGCGGUGGGCACUACGACGAAAGCGGUGGGAAGUAUGACGAGGCCGGCGAACACCACGAUGAAAGCGGUGGGAACUAUGACGAACAAUGGGGGUAUUAUGACGAAUACGGGGGCUACUACGAUGAAUAUGGGGGGUACUACGAUGAGCAGGGUGGGUACUACGAUAAAAACGGGUUCUAUUAUGAUGGAAGUGGAGAGUAUUAUGAUGAGAGCGGAGUCUACAAGGGAGAACAUGGGAUGUACUAUGACGAGAACGGGGGUUGCUACGACGAAAAUGGUCAUCUUUACGAUGGAAGUGAAGAACACGGUGAGGCAAGCGGAGAACAUUGCGAAGAAAGUGGAGAGCACCACAACGAUAAAGGGGGCCAUCACGAUGAUAACGAUAAACACUACUACGAAGAUGGUAGCGAAAAUGCAAAGGGGGUUACUCAUAAGGUGGAGGGAGGGGGACGGCUUGAAAAAGGGGCAAGAAGGCAUGUCCAUAAUUACGACGAUAAGGUGAGCAAAGAUUUUGCGGCAAGUAGAAGUUAUUUACCCCAGCCAGGUAAAACGAGCAAUUUGAGGAAGUCAAAUGAAAGCAGCAGAGGUGAUCACGGGGAUGGUAACAAAAGUGAUGGGCAUGGGAGUCGCAAAAGUGAUGGGUAUGGAAGUCACAAAAGUGAUGGGCAUGGAAGCCGCAAAAGUGAUGGGCAUGGAAGCCGCAAAAGUGAUGGGCAUGGAAGCCGCAAAAGUGAUGGGCAUGGAAGCCGCAAAAGUGACAAUAAAUCGGAGCAAAGGUGCAACUCCCCAGACAAAGAAAAAACCAGUUACGACGAUUUAAUGAAAGACAUGGCGGAAAAAAAAAAAAAAAAAACUCUCCACUCGAUGAGUUCGGGUGACUCAGAAAACUCUGACAAGUUAAGCGAGCGAAUUAACAGCUUGCUGAAUCACUCGAGCAGCAACUUGUCUCUACUUUGUAAAAAGGAUAGUUCGACCAUUUUGGAAAACUUGCUAAGUAGGAGCUUCACCAAAUCUGACCAUUUUAAUUCCAUCAAUACUAUUGAAAGGGCAAGUGAAGAUGGAAAGGAUGAAAAUAAAGGAGCGAAUAAGCUGAUCAAGAGAAAGACAAAAGUAAAUUUCGAUGAAAUGUAUAGGGCUGAAUAUAAUGGUGGUAAAGAGCAGAUGGGUAAGGGUAGCGAUCUUAGCCAUGGAUCCGUCAACAGCGCGGGGAACAACGCCGACCGCAGCGAUAAGGGUAAUGACACCGAAACGAGCUAUGUGCCAUUCGUGAGGAGGACCACGAGAACACUCACCUUUAAGAAUCAGGGAGGACUAGCGGGCUGUCUAAAAGUCUUUCAAGAAAAGAAAAAAGAGUUAAUGUCCUCCACGGGCAGUGAUGUAAGCGACAUGGAAAUUAAAAUUGCCAACCUUAAAAGGAGGGCCAGGGAGCUCGCCCAAAGGUACAAAACCAAAAAUCAGUCCACGGGGGAUCAACUCAAAAGUGAUCAAAUUAAGACAAAAUUUGAAGAGUUAGUUUUUCUCGUACAGCAACAAAAGAAGCAAUCCCAUGAGAAGGGGAAGAACCUCAAGUGA
Molecule: messenger RNA, 2199 nt
Organism: Plasmodium vivax (malaria parasite P. vivax)
Lineage: Eukaryota; Apicomplexa; Aconoidasida; Haemosporida; Plasmodiidae
Exons: 1
Coding region: 1-2199 (732 amino acids)
Source: RefSeq, a predicted model, not a curated record